CGCUGGUUUAAGGAUCCGCGAGGUCUGUAGCACAAAUAACAGCGGGGCCCCAUCCCAGGAUAUAUAUUUUGCAACCCCCUCGGGGAGAGAGGGAAAUGACCUGGGGAAAAUAAAUGUACACGUCACUGCAAGGCCGACUGAAGCGCAGGGACGUAGCAUGUGCUACAUGUGUUACUAGGAUAAAUUGGCCCUGCCUUCCCUGCCUUCAAUCUUAUCUUAUUUAUGGCUGUAGACAUAUAUUUAAGAUAGGGGUACAUAUUAUAGUUUUGGUAAUGAAUACAAAAUGCCAGACAUUCAUGACUAAUUUUUACUCUUUAAUUUUUUCAGACAUACAAAAGUGACAUCAUUUCUGGUCGAAUUGGUAAACAUUCUACGAGUGGCCUUGAAGUCAAAAUUGAAACUGUUGAGUGUGAUGAUCUGCAACCAUCAAUGACAACUGAAACUAUGUUGCAUUCACAGACCUCGUCACCUUUCCAACCCAUGUUGCAUCCGCAGACUAUGGACAAUUCACCGGCUGUGGAACAUUUGCAGUCUAUGUCGUAUCCACAGCCAGUGACACAUUCACAGACUGUGGCACAUUUGAAGCAUGUGGAAAAUUCACAGCCUGUGCAAGAUUUGAAGCCUGUGGCAUAUUUCAAGGUUGUGGAAAAUUUGAAGCCAGUGCAAGAUUUGAAGCCUGUGGCAUAUUUUAAGGCUGUGGAAAAUCCACACCCUGAGCAAGAUUUGAAGCAUGUAGCACAUUUCAAGGCUGUGGAAAAUUUACACCCUGUGCAAGAUUUGAAGCAUGUAAUACAUUUCAAGGAUGUGGAAAAUUCACACCCAGUGCAAGAUUUGAAGCCUGUGGCACAUUUCAAGGCUGUUGGAAAUUCAUACCCAGUGCAAGAUUUCAAGGCUGUGGAAAAUUCACGGCCUGUGAAAGAUUUGACGCCAGUGGCACAUUUCAAGACUGUGGAAAAUUCACAGCCUGUGAUACAUUUGCAAAUUGUGCGAAAUUCACAGUCAAAUUUGCAGCUUGUAUCACAUUCGCAACACAUAUCACAUUCACAGCCUGUGAUACAUUUGCAUCCUGUGUCACGUCAAACUGUGCCACCUUUACAACCUAUGUUACGUUUAAAAACAGUGCCAAAUGUACGACUAGUUUCUUUGGUCCAAACUCUGCCCCAGUUUCAUCUGGUUGUCAAGACAUUGCAAAAUCCUUCUGACAUACAGAUUGUACCAUACAAUAAGAGUACUAACACUAACAACCAGAGUGAAGCUGAACAUUUGGUAGUGGAGAAAGAUGAAGAAAAGACGGAGCUGUUAAAUAAUCAUGAAGAGUCGGAUCCGAAACCAGACUCUGAUGAAGAGAUGACUAAGAGUGUUAAGGAUGAAAUAUUAGACUCUUCUGAAUCAGACAUGGAGGUUAAAAAAGAAGAAGAGAGCUUGAACAAUUUGGCUAGAUAUGAAUCAUUGGAUGGGGAUUAUGUCAUCUUUAGAGAUGAUGAUGAUGAUGAAUGCAAAACCAGAAAAAGGAGGAGACAAAGCAAAACAUCGGAUGAUGAAGAUUAUCAACCAUCCAGUGGCGAAAAUGAAGAGGAGGAAAGUGAUGAUGAUGAUGAUGAUGAAGAUAGUGACUGUGAAAAAGAUUAUAUUUACCCUUGUGAACGCAAGCCUCUUGAUGAACUAGAACCAGAGGUCAAGAUCACAACCAUCACUGAAUAUUCAUGCACAUACUGUUUGCAGGUGUACUCGAAUAUGGAUGAUGCUAAAUCUCACAUUAUGACUCAUUACGAAUACCGCUGUGAAGACUGUGAUGAGAAGUUUCUGACAGAUCGACAGUUGAAUUCACAUAAAAGAAAUAGCCAUAAAACCGAACCACCAUCCAAUUUGCUUAUCUGUUUGUUUUCUGGCUGUGAACACAUGGAAAAAUCGAAGGAAGCCAUUUUAAGACACGUCCAAUCUGCUCACGCAGAUGAAAAAUCUUUUAUCUGUGCAUGGUGCUCGCGCUCUUCAAGGACUCUUGAUCAGUUCAAGAAACACAUACAGUCUGUUCAUUACUCCUCAUCUGGCCGCAGAUCUAACAAUGCGGACUGUCUUUGCGACACUUGUGGUGUUGCAUUUGCAAAUCUCAAGCACCUGAACCUACACUUGAGGAAAGUCCAUUCCAUCUCGAGCACACCGCAUGGUCGACUCUGCGACAUGUGUGGCCUGUUUUAUUCAAACCUGACCGAGCACAUGCUCACACAUGCAUUGCACAGUAUCCCUUGCAAGUUCAGCGGCUGCAGCGUAAAGUUCAAAUCGAUAUCUAAUAUGUUGAGCCACUAUAAACACGUUCAUAUGGGUGUCAGAAAACACCACUGUACCUUCGAAGGCUGUACAUAUAAUGCCAGAAAUAGAGUGCAGGUGAAAUCACAUAUUGAUACGGUUCACCUGAACAUUAGAAGAUUUCCUUGCACCUGGGAUGGUUGUGAUAAAAGUUUCUUUGAAAACAAGCAUCUUCUGGUGCACAUGCGCAUUCACUCGGAUAUAAAACCACUGAGCUGUGAUCUUUGCGACUACACCUGUCGACAGCGGGCUGCGUUGAACUGGCAUAUGAACAAAAAACAUGGUCAGGAGGCCGCUGAAAAGAAGAACAACUGUCAGCCUGUUCGUGGUAUUCCGGCCAUUAAUCAAGGCAGAAAACCUGGACGCAAAGCCAGAGGAAAGAAAGCAAAGAAAUCAACAGAAUAGUAGCCUUUUAAUCUGGAAACACUUCUUACACAGUUGCCAAACUUGACAAAAUAGUUUUCCUGUAAUUUUCAUAAUUUUGCCAGUAAGAUUGUAGACAUUUAAUUGAAAUCUAUAGUCUUUUGUAAAUAAUUUUAGUUUUGUUUGAUACAGGAAAAAAUAAAAGUGUUUUGGGAAUUUA
Molecule: messenger RNA, 2887 nt
Organism: Gigantopelta aegis
Lineage: Eukaryota; Metazoa; Mollusca; Gastropoda; Neomphalida; Peltospiridae
Product: transcriptional repressor CTCFL-like
Exons: 1
Coding region: 430-2709 (759 amino acids)
Biological process (GO): regulation of transcription by RNA polymerase II
Cellular component (GO): nucleus
Molecular function (GO): transcription coregulator activity
Source: RefSeq, a predicted model, not a curated record